GUCAAAAUUGUGAUCAAAGAAAUUUCCAUGUGAGUAAUAAAAAGCCGGGUAACCGUCAAAUUCUGACGUUAUAAGAAAAAGAGUAAUUCUUUUGAGAAACUAUUGGAUUAUUAACUUCUAAUGAAAUAGUUUAAAACAAUUGUGUUUGAUAUCCUAUUCAUAAGGUUAUGUUACAUCUAGUUGCAAUGUUGACAUACUUUUUUUUGUACGCAGUAUCAUAUGAAGAAUAUCAGUUAUAGGUAUGCAUAUUUGCAUCUGAUAACUGCAGUGUAUACAUUUAACGUUAACAAAGCAAGAGUUGCAUAUGCCAAAAAGUUUUAUAUUACGAAUUCAUGUAUGUAGUCAAGUAGAAAUUAGUACUUCGUAUAAAAAAAAAAUUACAUAACACAAUGAACAUACAACAAAGUACAGACUUGAUUAUAUUUGUGACCCAUGUCGAAGCAGAGGAUGUAUUUCUCAAAAUCUGGGGUCAAGUUGAUAAGAAUUCUGCAACAUGUGUAGAACGUAUGAUUUUACCUCUUGUUGAACAAUUUGCUAGAAGUCAAGGCUGCGUUGGACCUCAGUUAGCCAAUUUACGCAUAAAUGCCCUUUGCUGUGCUAGAUUUCAAAAUGAGGGAUACUAUCGAGCAAAAAUCAUUAAUAUACGUGCUGAUGGUAUGGUGGUUUUGCAGUUUAUUGACUAUGGUAAUAUUGAAGUAUUACCACCACAAGAAGUACAUUUAUUGGAAAAUAUACCUGGCUCUGAGUCCUUGCAAUCUUUUCCACCUGUGGCAUUUGACUUUACGUUAAUGCAUGUAUUGCCUAUAAAUAAUGUUUGGGAUAACAAAAUAAUUGAAUCAAUCAAAAAGACUCUAUGGUACAAUGAAUAUAAAAUUUUAAUUCAUUCUGUGGUCAAUAACCAUCGUCUUAUUAAACUUUGGUAUAACAAUGAAGAUUUCAGUGAAUUGUUAGUUAAAAGACGCAUGGCAAUAAGAACAACGAUACAAGAAAUGUUUAGAUCAAAAUGCGUACAACAAUCUCAAGUGCCAAUAUAUCAACAAAAUAAAUGUCUUAUUAAUAAUACUUGUGCAAUGACACCAGUCCAUGAUGGAAAUGAAAUGCAUGGAUUUCCACGUAAUAUUCCUUUAUGUUGUGCAGCUCAAAAACAUAUGAUGCAAUCUUCUCUUCAAGAAGCUCUUGUAUUUAAAUCUCGUGUUUUGGAUGUUCCAUCGAAACAUGAUGUAUAUGUUUCAUUUGUAGAAGAUGGUCCGCAUAAAUUUUCUGUACAACUUCAAAGUACUUCUCAGAUAUUAAGCAUGCUCAUGAGAGAAAUUAAUAGUCAUCCUCUCGAACCAUUACAAGAACCUCCUUUACCUGGUUCAGUAUGUCUAGGUCGUUACACACAAGAUAAAGUAUUAUGUAGAGCUGUUGUAAUGUCUGUUAUGGAAAAUAAGUGUAAACUUUACUAUGUUGAUUUUGGUCAUACAGAAAUAUUACCAUACACAGAUAUUUUUCAGUUACCACCUCAUUUUAUCAAUCCCAGAGUGCUUUCUAUUCGAUUCACAUUAAGUGGUGUACAUGAAUUAAAUGUUACGGAUAAAAUGAAAGAAUAUUUUAAACAAAUAGUAUCAGGAAAACUACUUGUUUUACACGUUCGCCCACCAGAAGGACCACCUUUAGUACAAUAUGGAGAUUUAUAUGAUGAUGGAAAAAAUAUAAAAGACAUUCUUAGACAAGCAUUUCCUCCAACUCUAACUGUAGUAACAUCUGUACAUUCAUCUUUUGCAUAUCAAGAACCAAAAAAAUUAUCAAAAGGUGCAACAGAAAUUGUUUACAUUUCAUUUGUGGAAUCAUGUAGAAAAUUUUUUGUACAAAUUGAUAACUAUACAUCAUCUCUUGAAUUAAUAAUGAAUAGUUUAGCAGAUUUUUGUACAACUGCACCCACUUUAAGCUUAGCACAGCUAAAGAUUGGUCUUCCUUGUGCUGCUUUAUAUGAUAAUCAAUGGUAUAGAGCACAAAUUCUAGACAUAAAUGCAGAUAAUAUAAGGGUUUUAUAUGUUGAUUAUGGUAAUGAAGAAAUAGUAACUUUAAUGUCUCUUCGUUUAAUUCGUGAUGACUUGGUUAAAAAAUUACCACCUCAAGCUAUAAAAUGCACCUUAAAUGGUUGGGAACUACUUCCAUGUACUGAAGAAAUUCAGAAUCAGUUUGAAUCGUUGACUUUGGAAAAACAUUUACAUUUAAGAGUUGUAGAUGUAACUUUAGAUGGCAUAGUGGUAGAUUUGUAUGAACCCGAGGAGAACAAGAAUAUUAAGUCUCAAAUGUUGAAUCUAAUUGAAAAUGAAGAGAAAGUAAUAAGAAAGUCAUUAAAUUAUCAAAAUGUAGAAAAUCAAUACUCUACUAAAAUGACUUCAAAAAUUGAUCAGAGUGAAGAAACAAAUAAAUGGCAUAAAAAAAAUCAAUUGGAAUUGAAAUGGGCUCAAAUGCAUGAUAAUAGUACUGUUCAAGAAAAGAGUAAGUUUAAAACUUGGAAAAAUGAAUUAAAUGAAUCAAAUGAAAGUAACAAUUGGAAUGCAAAAUGGAAUGAUAAACAUGAUUAUAAUGACUCAUUUAAAAGUGGAAAAAGUAUUAAAAGUAAUAAAAAUAAAAUAUGGGGAUCAGUUAAAAGUCAUUCUUGUGAUAAAAAUUGGAGCGAUAGAGAUUCAGAUACAUCAUCUAAAGGUAGUGGCAAACAUGGAAAAAGUAGUGCCAAUCGUGGUAGUUAUUCUAAGCAUGAAAGUAUUUCUGGGAGAACGCAAAGUAACAAAUUUAAUGAUAGAAAUAAUGAAGGAAAUUAUAAAAGUGGAAAAAGAGAAACAAAUAUCAAAUAUCGUCAAUUUUGUCUUUGGUAAAGAAGAACAAAAAUAUAAUACCAUGAGAAGCAAAACUAAAUUUCAUAUUCCAUGUCCUAACAUAACUAUUGGAACUAUAAAAACUUGUGAAGUAGUUUUUACAAAUAGUCCGUCUGACUUCUUUAUACAAUUUACUGAUUAUAGUGCUUUAGAUUCUAUGAUGGAACAUAUUGCAUCAAUAUAUGAAACUGGUGGAGAGUUAAUAAAAGAGUCUGAUAUAUUAGGUGGCAAAUAUUGUAUUGCUCAAUAUUCAGAUUUAAAAUGGUAUAGAGCUGUGAUCAAAUCCUUAACUGAAGGAAAUAACGCAAUUAUACAAUUUAUAGAUUAUGGCAAUACGGAAACAGUUGAAUUGAAUAAAAUUAAAUCUAUGCAGAAAGAAUUUUUGGAACUUCCAAUACAAGCUGUGCAUUGUAAACUAUUUGGAAUAAAGAAUAAUAAUCUUGACACAGACAAAACAAAAAUUUUUGAAAAUGCAGUUGUUGGCAAAAUAUUAGAAGCGGAAUUUGUAACAGAAGAAAAUGGUAUAUAUAGUAUUUUAUUAAAAGAAGUUAUUGAUGAUUAUCCAACAAAUACUUUUAUAAAUCAAGAAUUUUGUGAAGAUAUUGAUUUAUUAAAAGCAAAGGAAGAAAUAAUUUCUAACAUAACUACUUUUAAUACAAUACAAUUUAACAAACCUGAUUAUAUAUCUUUGGAUGCUAAGUGGACUACAAUUUCAUAUACACCUGAAACUAGAAAAGAUGUGAUUAUUACAUGGUUUAUAAAUCCCAAUAACUUUUAUUGUCAAAUACUCGAUAACGAAAAUGAAUUUAGAACUAUGAUGAAUGAAAUUCAGAAGAUAUAUGUUGGUAGAGAACCGGUUUCGCAUACAUUACAGGUUGGAUCUCCAGUAAUAGCAAUAUUCUCUGACGAUGGAGCUCUUUAUCGUGCAGAAGUUAUUGAAUUAAAUAAAUUAAAUGGUCAUCUUAUUCAGUAUAUAGAUUUUGGAAAUAGUGCUAUAGUUGAUCCUCAGAAUAUUUAUCCAGUAGAAAAAAAAUUAAUGCAUCUUCCAAAACAAGCUUUCCAGUGUUCGUUACUUAAUAUUGCUCCAUUGAGUGGUUUAGAUUGGUCUAAAGUAAAUACAGAAGCGAUUGAUAAUUGUUUUAAUGCUGCAAAGUAUGAAUGUGUUUUUCAUAAUAUAAAAAAUAAUAAACACUUAAUAUCAUUAACUAUUAAUGGAAAAGAUGUAGCCAACAUGUUAGUUGAACAAAAUCUAGCUUCAUUCAAUUCAGAAACUGAAAUAAAUGUUAACGUUGAAGAUAAUGCUUUAACACCAAUAAUUUCAUGUGAUAUAGAAAGAGUGGAUAUAAAUCUUUUAAAAGGACAAACACUUAGAGUAAAAAUUUCAAGUAUUGAUCUAAGUGCAUCAAAAUUCUAUAUUCAAAUACCUUCAGCUAUUAAAUGUGAAAAUAUAAUUAAUACAUAUAUGGCUGACAAAAAUCCUGAGGUGAUGCAACGAUUAUCAAUCCAUGAGAUAUGCCUAGGCACAGGUUGUUUGGUUUGUUCAAAUGGAGUUUGGAGACGAGCAGUAAUCAGUAGCCAUUCACAAUCCACAGGCUGUUAUGUAAAAUUCAUUGAUACUGGAGCAUGUGAUGAAAUUUUCUCAAAUAGUGUGCUAGCUUUACCAGGAGAACUUUCAGUAAUGCAAAACCAAGCAAUUGAAUGUACCCUUCUAAACAAGACAGAUUAUUCAUCAAUAGAAUAUCUUGUGGGAGAAGAAGCAAUUAUAUAUGUGGAUGAAGUUGACAAUAAUAGACUUAUUGUAAAAUUAUUUCGCUCAUCAGAUGGUCUGGAAAUAAAUACUGUCGGCGAUUUCCAUGAAAAAAUAUCGCCAAUAUGUCCAAUGCUUAUUCUAAGUUCUACUCAUAAAGUAUCAGUAUCAUAUGCAGAUCAUUCUGCUAGUAUCUGGUUAAAACAUAAUGCAGAACAUACUUUAGAGAAGCAUUUAAUAGAAGCGCUUGAUCAGUAUUAUUCUAAUUCCAAAAAUUAUUGGAAUCAAAAGUUAUUGCACCCGAAAGCGGGUGUUUUAUGCGUAGUUAAAGCCGUGGAUGGUCACUGGUAUCGAGUUAAGAUCUUAAAAUAUACUGAAACUGAAGCUUAUAUAAAUUUCAUUGAUUAUGGCUAUAAUGAAAAAGUUAAUGGUGACAUAUUAAGACAAUUAGCUCCAGACUUUCAUACACCGCAUCAGUUAGCUAUUAAUGUAUCAUUACCGGUAGUGCUCAAUGGUACAAUAGUUGAACAAUUAGAUAUAUUACAAAGUUAUUUAUAUAACAAAGAUCUUACCGCCGUUUUCCAUAAUAUCGACAAAAAAUGGAUAGUAGAAAUAUUAUAUGGUGGAGAAAAAAUUAGCGAUAGGUUCCGUUCUCUUAAUUCAAUAUUACAACAGAAGAUAUCUGGAAUGAGAGAAUCUCAAAUUCAUAAUAUGACAGUGGGUUGUAAAUAUAAUGUAUCUGUAUCUCACAUAGAUUCACCUAGUCAGUUCUGGCUUCAACAUGCAGAUGAUGCCACAGAUCUUUUUAAUAAACAAAAUGAACUUCAAGAUCAAGUAUCUACAUUUUUAGAAAUAGAUGGAAUAUUGGAAGAAGGAAGUUUGUGUGUUGCUGUGUACACUAUAGAUAAUUUAUGGUAUAGGGCGCAGGUACUUGAUGCUGAUGAAGAUAUUACAACUGUUCGAUUUAUCGAUUAUGGAAAUACAGAUGUCAUCGACAAUAAAUCUGGAAAUAUUCGACAAAUACCAGAUUCAUGGAAAGAAAUAAAAGAAUAUGCAGUUAAAUGCAGAUUAGAUGUUAUUCCUGUAGACUCAGAAGAUUGGAAUAUCACAAUAUGUCAAAAAUUUGAAAACUUAAUAACAUCUAAAUUUGAAAACUUAAUAACAUCUAAAUCUUUACAAGCCCUGGUAAUAGCAAACAGUGUUCCAAAACGAGUAGACUUGUUAAUAGAUGAUAAAAGUGUUAGUGAAACAUUAGUUGAAAACUAUCAUGCAGUAAAGAUUCAUACUGAGGAAGAAUUAAUAGAUGAAAUAAUUGAUAUUGAAUUGGAUCCCUAUUCUGCUUUUGUAAGCCAUAUUAACUAUCCAAAUGAGUUUUGGGUUCAAGAAGAAAAAUCUGUCGGUGAUUUAGAAAUUAUGACUGAUAGAUUUAUCGUGGCACAUAUGUUUCCCAAAGUAGAUGAAAUUAAAGAAAAUUUAUUAUGUGUUGCUAAAUAUCCUGAAGAUGAAUGUUGGUAUAGGGCACGCGUUAUAUCACACAGUGAUAAUGCUAUACAAGUUAUAUAUAUUGAUUAUGGAAAUUCAGCUACCUCAACCGAAAUACGUGCUAUACCGCCAGAUCUUGCAGAUAUACCUCCUCUAUCGAGAAAAUGUCGCUUAGUUAUGCCAGAAGAAAUUACAGAAUGGUCAGAAAAGGCUUGUCAAGAAUUUAUAACAUUAGCGGCUGAUGGAGCAACUAUAUUUUUGUUAGAUGUAAUUGAAGAAGGUGAAACCUCGUUGGUGAAAUUAACAUUAGAUGGUAAAAAUGUGACAGAUAUACUUGCAAACUUCUGUGAACGUUACCUACCAAUCAUAGAAGAACGAUUACCUCCUUUGGGUGAAGAAAAUUCACCAAAUGUAUUUGUUAGUCGUAUCAAUUCACCUGAUGAAUUCUGGAUUCAAACAGAAACUAGCGAAACAGAUUUAGAUACAAUGUUAGAAAGAUUAGAAGCAGCACCUAGUUUUCUUCCAUUAAGUACAUUUGAAAUUGGUACUAUUUGUGCUGUAAAUUAUUCAGAAGAUGAUCAAUGGUAUAGAGCAAAAAUUCUUUCACAUUCUGAAGAAGGUACUGAAGUUCUGUAUAUAGAUUAUGGCAAUACAGAAAUUACAAAUGAUACACGAAUGUUACCAAUAGAUAUUAUAAAUAUUCCUCCUUUAGCGAAAUGUUGUGCUUUACGAAAACCAGAUAGUAUAAAUUUUUGGCCUUUGGAUGCUUGCAAAUUAUUCAAAGAAGUUGCUACCGAAGAAACAAUGUUUCAGUUUGAGAUUCUUGAUGAUACUAGUGACCCUGUUUAUGUUAAAUUAAUUUUUAACGGAAAAGAUGUUGUUGAUAUUUUAAUGGAAAAUAUAUUCGAAGAUGCUGUAACAGAACAAGAAAAUCUGUAUAAUGAUAAAAGUAAUGUAGAAGCAGAAGAAACAGAUGAAACAAAAAUAAAUGAAAUCAAGAAAGAAGAACAAGACGAAGAUAUGAACAGAUUUAAGGAAUAUACUGAAAAUCAAAAUCAAGAAAUAAAAGAAAACACAGAUAAUUCAUAUCUGGAUACUAAUUAUGUUGUAGAACUUACUGUAGAUGAAAUAGUUCAAAAUAUGAAAGUGGAAGAACAAGAAGAAGAAGACGAAGAUAAUACUUUCAAUAGCCAUAAUCACACUAUUGAAAUGUGUGACAAAAAUAACAGUGACGAAACAAUUGGAAGUUUUAAUGAAUUAAAAACACAAAAUGAAAUAAAGACAUUUAGUGAUAAGAAUGAAAUAAAAGAUACUGAAAUUGAUACAGGAGAUAAUAAAACACAUACUGAAAUAAAAGAUGUGGAUGAAAAAAUUUCGACUACAAGAAAAGAGGCAGCAGAUAAUUUUGAAGAAUCGAGAAUACAAGUUGAAGAGUCAUGCAGUGAUAAAAAUAAAAUACAAAAUAUUGAAAUUGAUACGAAAAAAAAUAAAAAUGAAGUGAAAGAUAUUGAAGUUGAUACAGAACAAAAUAAUGAAAUGAAAGAUAUUAAAAUUAAUACGGAAAAAAAUAAAAUACAUGCUGAAAUAAAGGAUGUGAACGAAGAAAUUUUAUCAAUCACAAUAAAAGAAGUAGCAGAAAAUUUUAAACAGUUGGAAAUUGAAGUUGAAACUAAGUCGUAUAAUUACGAAAAUGAAAUGCAAGAAAUAGAUACAGAAAAAGGUGAAAUAAAAAAUGAAGUAGAAAAUGUAAAUGAAAAAGUUUCAUUAAGUACAACAGAAGAGAUACCAUUGAAUACAAUUUUAGACUCUCCAGAUAUUAAAAAUGAGUUAGAAGAUCUUACAAAAAAACAAGAUAUGGAUGAAAUGGAAAUAUAUGAAUCAAAUACUGAUGAAAACAAAGAAUAUGAUAAAGACUGUAUUACACAAGAUACUAAUGAAGUAAAUGCUGAUGUAACGGAUCCUAAAAGUUGUUCUGAAAUAACAAGCAACGAAUCUAAAGAUACUGAUAAAAAAAAUGAUAAUCCAGUAAUUACAGUGACAGUUUAUGAAGAAGGUAAAAGAAGCGAUAAUGUAGAAAAUUCUUUACAGCUUGCUUCUACAUCAGAAUAAUUAUAUAUAAAGACUGAUUUUGUGUUUUUAAAAUAAAAACACAUUUUAAUAUUGUUCUCUGUGCAUUCCUAAUAAAUUUAUAUAAAAACUGAUUUUGUGUUUGAAUGUUAUCUGUAAACGGCAUUAAAAUUAUUAUUUCAAAACGUCACUUUUUUUUUUAAAGGGAUCUGUAUUUAAUUUAAUACUGUUUGUCCAUGUGAAUAUUUUAACGAAAUAUAACAGUCAAUAUAACAGAUAACAUUCAAACACGGUCUUUAUAUAAAUUUAUUAGGAAUGCACAGAGAACAAUAUUAAAAUGUGCUUUUAUGUUAAAAAAAAAUCUUUCAGUAAAGAUGGGAUAACAUUCCUAAAUAUAUAUUGCAGCUUUAAAUAUAAAAAGAAUUAAAACAUUUUUAUUUUUAUUUUUUAUUACAUAAUUAAAAACAAUAAUUUGUAUUGCUUGAUUAUAUUAAAUUUUUUUAUAUUAUGAAAUAAAUUACUUUUAUAAAAAGCGAUAAUGGAAUAUUGUUACAAUAAUUACAAUACAUUGCUUUUUAAUUACAGUAUAAUUUUGUAGUGCUUUGCCAAAAAAAUAGUAAAAGAUACUUAAUAUAUAAUAAUUUAAAAUUACUUUUCUGUUUCAAUAUAACAUAUUCUAACAUAAAAUAAAAAACAGGUCAAUAGAAUCUCGAAAAUAUAUUUAGUUAUAUUAAUUAAAUAUAUAUAGUUACCAAAUAUUUAAAAGUUCAUAUAUAAUUUUAAUGUAAUUUGUCAAAAUUAUAUAAAUUUAUAUACUUUAAAAUACUCAUUCUAAAUUAGAUUUUCAAUCAAUAGAUAUUUAUGUAAUCUUUAUAUUUAAUUUUUACUUAUAUAAUUGCCUUACUUUCAAUUUAAUUAUGUUAAUUAAGUACAAAUUUUGUAAUGAAUAUAAUGAAUUUAAUAAAAAAUUGAGUUUUACUUUAAAAUAUAUUUUUCAUAUUAAUAAUUAAAUUAUCAUACAUAUUGAUUUUAAAAAAUUAUAAUUAAAAUUAUUAGAACUUAAACAAAAAUGGUGUAAAUGUAUUACUAUUGCUAUCAUCAAGGUACUAAUUAUAAACUUAAAAAAAUAAGAUUAUAAUAAAUUUAUGAUAAAAAAGUAAAAUUCAAAAUUUACUGUUUUUCCAGACAUUUUUUUCAUAAAAAAUUAAAUUUAUUGUUUAUAGAUUUAG
Molecule: messenger RNA, 9392 nt
Organism: Heterotrigona itama
Lineage: Eukaryota; Metazoa; Arthropoda; Insecta; Hymenoptera; Apidae
Source: the annotation of a GenBank genome assembly